AGGGGGUCUUAAAAAAAAAGCCACUGAAAAGGAAGGAAGCAGACAAACUCAAAAUUUUCUCCAAAUCCAUCCAUCCAUCCAAUCACGCUUCACAUCUCUCUCGCCGGCAGCGCUCCUUCCGAUCUCUGAUCUCCAAUCAACUCCCUUUCUCUCUCUCUCUCUCUUUUCCUCUCUCAACAAAACUAUAUAUAUAUGUAUAUAUAUAUCAUCAAAAAUAAAAAAUAAAAUAAAAAAUGAUCACAAUUCCUUAUAUAACCGCCUUAACAACCUACUUCAGCUACGGUUUACUUUUCGCUUUUGGUCAAUUACGUGAUUUCUUUCGUAAUCUCGUUGAUUGGUGGAAAGAUAACAAUCUUCAGGGUUAUGCACCGAUCUGCUUAGGUCUUGAAGAUUUUUAUAUUCGUCGAUUAUAUCUUCGUAUUCAGGAUUGUUUUGGACGACCUAUCUCGAGCCCUCCAGAUGCUUGGUUUGAUGCGGUGGAACGUGUUUCUAGUGAUAAUAACAAGACACUCAAGCGGACUAAAAAUGUACGCAGGUGUCUUAACUUAGGAUCGUAUAACUACCUUGGAUUUGCUGCAGCAGAUGAAUACUGCACGCCCCUUGUAACUCAGUCUUUAAAAAAAUACUUUGCCAGCACAUGCAGUAGCCGUGUUGAUGGAGGCACUACAGCACUGCAUGCCGAAUUAGAGGAGGUGGUUGCUAAUUUUGUUGGGAAGCCAGCCGCUUUGGUUACUGGCAUGGGUUAUGUCACCAACUCUGCUAUCCUUCCUGUCUUGAUUGGAAAAGGAGGGUUAAUAGUUAGUGAUUCUUUGAACCAUAACUCCAUAGUAAACGGUGCUCGAGGGUCGGGUGCUACUAUUACUGUGUUUCGACAUAAUAUGCCGUCCCAUUUGGAAGAGGUAUUGAGAGAACGUAUUGCUGAUGGGCAACCAAGAACACAUAGGCCUUGGAAGAAAAUUCUUGUCGUUGUAGAGGGGAUAUACAGCAUGGAAGGGGAAAUUUGCAAGCUUCCUGAGAUUGUUGCUAUCUGUAAGAAAUACAAGGCAUAUGUGUAUUUGGAUGAGGCUCACAGUAUCGGAGCCAUUGGGAAAACAGGAAGAGGUGUGUGUGAGCUUUUAGGCGUGGAUACUGCUGAUGUGGAUAUUAUGAUGGGAACUUUCACAAAAUCAUUCGGAUCAUGUGGUGGUUAUAUAGCAGGAUCAAAGGAAAUUAUUCAAUACUUAAAAUAUAAUUGUCCAGCUCAUCUAUAUGCCACGUCUAUAUCACCUCCUGCUGCUCAGCAAAUUAUAUCUUCAAUAAAGGUUAUUCUUGGAGAGGAUGGCUCUAGUCGAGGUGCUCUGAAGCUUGCUCAAAUUCGUGAGAACAGUAACUAUUGUAGAUCAGAACUGCAGAAAAUGGGCUUUGAGGUUCUAGGGGAAAAUGACUCACCGAUUAUGCCCAUAAUGAUUUAUAAUCCCGCAAAAAUCCCUGCCUUUUCAAGGGAAUGUCUCAAACGGAAUGUAGCGGUUGUUGUUGUCGGUUUCCCAGCCACUCCUCUACUGUUGGGUAGAGCACGUAUAUGCAUUUCCGCUGCUCAUUCACGCGAAGACAUCGUUAAAGCUUUAGAGGUUAUAAGUGAAGUUGGCGACUUGGUCGGCAUUAAAUACUUCCCUGCUGAACCCAAGAAGCCACAACUUGAAGAAGGCAGAGUUAAAACAGAGUAGCUUAUCUGUUUCCGGGUGUGCUAAAGCAAUCAAAUUCCUUGAAAAGGAGCUGCAGAAUAGAACUGUUUGUUCUGCUCAUCCAAGUGUAUCUGUAUUUUUGCUGAACUUGGUCUUGAGACAUUGUACAGAUGCUGCUACAGCUGCAUUUACAGCGUGCCGCAAGUAUACGUGUUUAGUGUUGUACGUCUUUCAGUCUUUGAUACAUUCUUCACUCCAAACCUAUGUUUGAUAAAACUGGGCAUGGUUUUGGCUGGAGAACAAGAUACCAGCUAAUAUUUGUUUGUUUGAUUUUUUUGUUCUUAUUUCUUAAGUUAUUUAUAGAAUAUUGUAUAAUUACUCUUAUGUAGUUAUCACUAAUUUUGACAUUAA
Erigeron canadensis is the source of this 2072-nucleotide messenger RNA. Its product is annotated as long chain base biosynthesis protein 2a-like. The transcript is spliced from 12 exons. Bases 234 to 1703 code for a protein of 489 amino acids. Lineage: Eukaryota; Viridiplantae; Streptophyta; Magnoliopsida; Asterales; Asteraceae. Gene Ontology annotation, cellular component: serine palmitoyltransferase complex. Gene Ontology annotation, molecular function: pyridoxal phosphate binding; serine C-palmitoyltransferase activity. Gene Ontology annotation, biological process: ceramide biosynthetic process; sphingosine biosynthetic process. The record is from RefSeq and is a predicted model, not a curated record.